CAUCUAGCACUCAGCUUACGUAUCGAGUUGGCAACUCUGUGGCUGUCAAAUCUGUGAUAGAAUUUUAUUUGUAGAAAUGGCUGAGUUGUUGUCGGUUCCGUUGAAAAAGUCUUCGGACGUAGAUAUUGUUAAACCUUUGAAAAACUUAAUUCAGUCUACAUAUAGUUCUGGAACGAAUACUGAGGAUUACAGCGAUGCAUUGAAUGAACUAAGUCGCCUAAGAUCUAACGCGAUAUGGAAAGUGUUUGAGAAGUCGUCACUGGAACUUAUUUACAGUUACUAUGAUCAGCUCGUGGCUCUGGAAAGCAAGAUUCCUCCACAAGAGGUUCAAAUACCUUUUAAGUGGAAAGAUGCAUUUGACAAGGGAUCCUUCUUUGGAGGAAGGAUGAGUCUCACAAUCAGCUCACUGGCGUACGAGCGAAUGUGUGUGCUGUUUAACAUUGGGGCGAUGCAGAGUGCUGUUGCUGCACAGCAACCCCUCGACACAGAGGACUCACUAAAACUAGCUGCGAAACUGUUGCAGCAAGCGGCGGGUGUAUUUGCAUACCUGAAGGCAAACAUAAUGAUGGCUGUCCACCAAGAGACAACUCCAGAUCUUAACCCUGAUACCCUCCACGCUCUGUCGCAGCUGAUGCUCGCGCAAGCCCAGGAGGUCAUCGCGUACAAAUGUAUUCGAGACGAGAUGAAGGAGAGCAUGGUGGCGAAGGUGUGCGCGCAGUGCGAGGAGCUGUACGCGGACGCGCUGCGCUGCGCCCAGAGGGAGGGGCAGCGCGCGCUCUGGGACCGCGACUGGAUACCCACAAUGCAGGCGAAGCAGUCUGCGUUCCGGGGACUGGCGCAGUACUACCAGAGUCUCGUGUGUCGCGCCAACAAGGCCGUGGGCGAGGAGAUCGCCCGCUUGCAGGUGGCGGUGGAGCAGCUGAAGCUGGCGGGGGCGGGCGCGGGGGGCGGCGCGCUGCUGCAGGAGGGGGGCGCGCGGGCGGCGCGGCACCUGCAGGAGGCGCGGCGGGACAACGACUUCAUCUACCACGAGCGCGUGCCCGAGCCCUCGCAGCUGGAGCCCGUCGCGCGCGCGUGGCGCGCCUGCGGGAGGGCACGCAGCUGCUCAACGCCGCGCUGUCCGCGCUGGGCCUGCCCGCCUCGCUGGAGCGGCCGCACUCGGGCCGGCUGCCGGACGCGCUGGCGCAGAAGGCGGCGGCGGUGCGGGCGCAGGGGGGGCUGCCGGCCCUCGCGCGCCUCGUGGCCGACCUGCCCGACCUGCUGCAGCGGAACAAGGACAUCCUGGACGAGACGGAGCGCAUGCUGCGCGAGGAGGCGGAGGCGGACGCGGCGCUGCGCUCGCAGCUGGGCCCGCGGUGGGCGCGCACCGCCUCGGCCGCGCUCACGGCCGCCUUCCGCGCCAACGCCGACAAGUACCGCCAGAUCAUAGACAACGCCGUGCGCGCCGACAAGAUCGUGCAGCAGAAGUUCCAGCAGCACAAGGACAGCAUCAGCCUGCUGAGCGGCAGCGAGGGCGAGUUGAGCGCGGGCGUGCCGGACGCCCCCGCAGCCGCCGCCGCCGACGACGAGGAGGGGCCGCUCGUCGAACUGCGGGGGCUGAUGCAGGAGGUACGUCCACGAUGCGGUCCUCGCCUCCAGUGUCUUGGCUCUCAGAGCCUCUUCGUUUGGUAUUUACUAA
Messenger RNA from Diatraea saccharalis (sugarcane borer), 1678 nucleotides. Lineage: Eukaryota; Metazoa; Arthropoda; Insecta; Lepidoptera; Crambidae. The record is from the annotation of a GenBank genome assembly.